Hypanus sabinus (Atlantic stingray) is the source of this 2605-nucleotide messenger RNA. RefSeq names its product ets homologous factor (gene ehf). The transcript is spliced from 8 exons. Gene Ontology annotation, cellular component: nucleus. The record is from RefSeq and is a predicted model, not a curated record. Lineage: Eukaryota; Metazoa; Chordata; Chondrichthyes; Myliobatiformes; Dasyatidae. Gene Ontology annotation, molecular function: sequence-specific DNA binding; DNA-binding transcription factor activity, RNA polymerase II-specific. The annotation marks the transcript as partial. Gene Ontology annotation, biological process: cell differentiation; regulation of transcription by RNA polymerase II.
CCUGAUGCCACUACUGGACCUGUUUCAGAUCAUGAUUGUGCAGUCAGAAGCAUUAUGAAUGGUCAGUUCAGAAAUCACCCAGUACCACAGCAAAUACCAUCAGCUUGGAGUAAUUUUGACCUCGAAAGCAACGCUCCAGGUGGCUAUUCCGGAGGCUCCUGGCUACAGACACCUCCCCACCUAUGGACCAAGUACCACGUGUGGGAAUGGCUCCAGCACACCUUGGAUGCCAACCAGCUGGAUGCCAACUGCAUUCGCUUUCACGACUUUGACAUUACCGGAGAGCAGCUGUGCUCCAUGUCCUUCGAGAUCUUCAACCAUGUGACCGGACCUCUGGGUCCACUUCUCUUCAGCAGCCUCGAGAGCCUCAAGUGGAGCAAUAAGUUCCUGCAACCAAUGGGGCAGCCAUUAAUGGUAGAACAGAGAGGUUCCUUUAUCACUGAUAUGGUGUUCCCAGUGAAUGACGUACUUAAAUCACAAUCAUUUGAACUUACUGACGAGAGAGAGGUGGGCGGAGCAGCGCUUGCUUUGAAGUCUAUCACCCAGGACACUCCAGAUUGUCAAGGUAAAGAACACCAGAGCCACAAAGCAAAUGGGAAAAAGCACAGCCCUAGGGGAACACAUCUGUGGGAGUUUAUUCGUGACAUCCUCCUGGACUCAGAGAAGAAUCCUGGACUGAUCAAGUGGGAAGACCGAUCUGAGGGGGUUUUCCGUUUCCUCAAGUCCGAGGCUGUGGCUCAGCUCUGGGGGAAGAAGAAAAACAACAGCAGCAUGACGUAUGAGAAGCUGAGCCGUGCCAUGAGAUAUUAUUACAAACGUGAGAUCUUGGAGAGGGUGGAUGGCCGCAGACUGGUCUAUAAGUUUGGAAAGAACGCUCGUGGUUGGAGGGACUGCGACCGAUAGUUGGAAUUCUUGGAGGCUACUGUUGGAGUGACUUCCAGCUUAUGAAAAGUGACACCAGAAAUAGUUACUGUUAUUUAUGUGUAUAGAAAAAUGAUGAAGCUGGUCUUUAAUCCUUUCCAUUUGUCUACAACCUGCCUCUCCAGACCUUGCUGUAUAGAUAGGAGAGCAGUGGAAGUGUGGGGUGGGAAGGGAGAACGAGUUUUCAGAUUUCAACCAAUGGAAACUCUGGCACCCAGUGACUGCAGGACAUUACUAGGACUGUAUCUGGACAAAUGUUAGCCAGGAUACACACAUGCUCACCAGCUAGGAAUUAGGAGCAGAUUAAACAUUCUCCAAAAAUAAAACAAUAAUUUGACUGUGGAGAAUGUUUGUCAUUUCAGUCACCGCUAAAAAAUGAAUUUAUGCAGUGCCUUCAUUAUGAUAAAGCAAGCAAGGGUUUAUUCUGGGCUGCAGCCAGAUUUACGAAUCCCAGCUGCAAAGGAGAGAUCCUGGCCUGUGAGUAAACUGCUGGCUUAAUCUUUAAAGAAGUGCCUCAAAGGAGCAGAAAGAGUAAAGCAAAAUGGAGGGAUUCCAGAGCUUGAGGCCUGGUCAGUUGAUCUGUGAUGAGGGGAACCAGGAGACACAACACAAGAACUGAUUCUACAUGCAGCUAAGCUCAUUCCAUCUGUAAAGCACACUUUGGGGAGAUGGGGCAGCAUUCUUGCUGUGGGUUAAUUACCUCCAUAGCUGACACAGUAUAAGCAAAUUCCUCCAUUUUAAGCUCAGGUAAAACGUGCUUCAGGAAUGGUAAAUCGUUACCGUGGUAACCCAAGGGCUAAACUUUAUAUAAACAACAUAGAAAGAUCUGAUCUCAACGUUUCAUGACAAAUGGAAAUGGUUAAAGAUUAUUUUAUUCUGCAUAAUCCUUGUAAAUGUAUAAAUUUUCUACAAUGGGAGAAGCUAAGACCAUAUUUCAUAUAUUUUUAAACUAAUGAGGUAUCACUGUAAUCUGUGUUAAUUAUGGUCAUCUCAGAGCAGUGGUAAUGAGACAAAAGUGACAUAGAGAGCUGUUUAAAUGCAGCAACACUCUCUUACUUGUCCAUGUCUAUAGAAAAUACAUCGGGGUUUCUCAUGCAGACAAACAGGAACUGCAGAAAGCCCCACAAACCUGCUCCAUCAUUCAACAACAUCAUAGCUGAGGUUUGAGAUGUGGCAAAUCUCAGAGACUUCUGGCAGGUGGCCACUAUAACAAAGAAAACAACUAAAUGCUUCGUUAAUCGCACGUUUGCAGCUAACAACAGCACAUAUUCAAUGCAGCAGAACCAAGGUGAGGCAAGGCAACAGACCCGAGGUUCUAUUGUUUUAAGCGCCAGCCUGAAUUGGAAAGGUCGAGUACAGACUGAAUCAAGGUGGUGGGGUCCAGUCCCCAGAGCGUAUUGAAGCAACUGAACCUGAUGUUCAGAUGAUGGACAAGAUUGAAAAUAUGCCUGAACUGACGGUCUGUGGAUGGACUCUCGUUUUGGAUUUCAGUUCAGAAUGCUAUUUGCUUGUGUUUAUUGUUUGCAAAGUUAGAUUUUUCUCUCUCUGCACACUGGGUGUUUGACGGUCUUUUUAAAAAUGGGUUAUUUUGGGUUUCUUUGUUUUGUGGCUGCCUGUAAGGAGAGGAAUCUCAAGGUUGUAUAAUGUAUACGUACUUUGAUAAUAAAUGGACUUUGAACUUUGA